AUGGGGUUGAAAGCAGCUGUCAUUGGCAGCGCAUUUGCGGCGCUCGCUCGGACGGCCGCUGCAGCGCAACCGGGCGCUGCGGAACCAGUCCCUGCGCCAAUGCGUGACCUGGUUUGGGGCCGCCUCAACUUUUUGCACACAACAGACACACACGGCUGGCACGCAGGGCAUCUGCAGGAGCCGCAAUACUCGGCCGACUGGGGGGAUUAUGUGUCGUUCGCCCAUCACAUGCGCGAGAAGGCGGACCGUGAUGGUGUCGAUCUGCUGCUUGUCGACACGGGCGACCGUGUCGAGGGCAACGGCCUCUACGAUGCUUCCAGCCCCAAGGGCGAGUACUACUACGACAUCUACCGCCAACAGGACGUCGACAUCAUCUGCAGCGGCAAUCAUGAGUUGUACAUCGCUUCCACCGCGGACGGAGAGCACCGCUACACCGUGCCCAAUUUCAAGGAGAAUUACAUAGCCUCCAACCUGGAUUAUAUCGAUCCCGAAUCUGGCGAGAAGACGCCGCUGGCCCAGCGGUACCGCAAGUUCCAGACCAAGAACCAGAAGUUGGACGUUGUAGCGUUCGGCUUUCUCUUUGACUUCACCGGCAAUGCCAACAACACUGUGGUCCAACCCGUCCGGGAAACCGUGAGAGAGCCGUGGUUCCAGACGGCCAUCCGGGAAGAGACGGAUGUGUUUGUCGUGAUCGGCCACGUCGGGGUGCAGAUGCUCGAGUUUAAGAUCAUCUUCCGGGCCAUUCGCAAGGCUAACCCUCUCACCCCGAUCCUGUUCUUCGGUGGCCACGUCCAUAUCCGCGACGCCACAACCUACGACGCGCGGUCCUUCGCCGUUGCCAGCGGGCGGUACUUUGAGACCAUCGGCUGGAUGUCGAUCGACGGGGAACUCGAGCGGAAGGCCCUCUCCACAGACACCAACUUUUCCUUCACCCGCCGCUACAUCGACAACAACCUGCUCGGCCUGCACUACCACACCGGCCUCGAUGCCAACACCUUCCCCACAGAACACGGCCGCAACGUGUCGGCGAUGAUUACCAGCGCCCGCAGCGCCCUGGACCUCGACUACGCCUUCGGCUGUGCCCCCCAAACCUUCUGGCUGUCCCGUGCCCCGUAUCCAGGCGACGAUAGCAUCUUCACCUGGCUCGAGAAGGACGUCCUUCCGGACAUCGCCGUCAACCCGGCCCGCGCCGACGUCCCGCGUCUGGUCAUCUUCAAUACCGGUGCCAUCCGUUUUGACAUCUUCCAGGGCCCGUUCACCCGCGAUGCUACCUUUAUCGUGUCCCCGUUCCUAAGCAAGAUGGUGUACAUCCCCGACGUGCCCUACGCGGUGGCCCGCAAAGUCAUUGGGCUCCUCAACAAUGCCGGCAAGAUCGUGGCCGAGUCGGGCUCCGAAUCGGGCUCGGGCCCUUCCUUCCCACGAGACCCCCGGUUCAUGGCAAACCCUGAGCAGCUCGUCAUUCACGAAUCAGUCAUCCACGAACUGCCUGUAUCCAACGCUGCGAACGGUGGGCCUCUUCUAGAUACCGAUUUCCAACAAAAACCUCUCGGCGAUGAUGGUGCUAAGCCCACCGGCCAGCGGCCUCGUCUGACUGAAGGCUACACCACACACGACGACAUUGGACGUGACGGGGACGACACCGUGCACCAGCCAGUCAACUUUUACGUCGUUCCCAACUGCGUGCAAGCCGAGGUCGGGUUGCCUCCGGCGGUGGAAGGCAAGGAGAACCAAGGGGGUGAUUUCCCCGAGAAGGUGGAUCUCGUGUUCCUCGACUUCAUUACGCCGUUGGUGUUGGUCGCGCUCAAGUUUGCUGGGGGUGGUGACUAUACCGAAGGGGAUGUGAAGUUGUAUGUUGAAGGGACGUUUACGGAGCUGAUGGCGGGGUGGAUUGAGGAGAACUGGCCGAAGACCUGCUAG
Molecule: messenger RNA, 1917 nt
Organism: Dichotomopilus funicola
Lineage: Eukaryota; Fungi; Ascomycota; Sordariomycetes; Sordariales; Chaetomiaceae
Product: Metallo-dependent phosphatase-like protein
Exons: 2
Coding region: 1-1917 (638 amino acids)
Biological process (GO): nucleotide catabolic process
Cellular component (GO): cytosol
Molecular function (GO): hydrolase activity
Source: RefSeq, a predicted model, not a curated record